AACACACAAAGAUCUCUCUCUCACACACACAAACACAAUGGAACUUGAGCUAAGUCUUUCACCUCCCAAUCAAAGGAGACAACCAAUGAAGAAAACCUGCCAUGUUGGCAACACCACGACAAGAUAUCCUCUGGUUUCAUGGAAUCAUGAAGAAGAAGAUGAACCCAACAAAAAUUCCGUCAACGACGAUCACCAACAAGAUAUGGAUGGUGAAGGAGAAGGUUUAACUGGAUGGCCACCAUUGAAUUCAUGGAGGCGAAGGUUCAUUGAAGGUGUAGGGUUUAAUGGAAGGGUGGAUGAUGAAGAAGAAGGUGACAAUAUCCAUGUGAUGACUAACAACUACAAUGAGUCGUUGUUUGUGAAGGUGAAGAUGGAUGGAGUUGGAAUUGCAAGGAAAAUCGAUUUGAAUGCUUUUCAUUCGUAUCAAAUGCUCACCAACACAUUGCUCCACAUGUUUGACAAAUAUGUUGAAAUUCAUGAAGAUGGUGCAAGUUACACGCUCGUAUAUCAACACAAAGAUGGACAUUGGUUACUUGCACGAGACUUUCCAUGGGAAAUGUUCAUAGCUAGCGUACAACGUAUACGAUUGGCAAGGAACUAAUAUGCGCGGAUCCAAGAAUAUAUAUAUAAAGAUGUAUCACUCCCACAUAUAAGUAGCUUUUGAAGUGUAUAUGAUGUUAUUAUUUGAAUUGGUUAUGACCAAUCUAGUGAAUAACCAUUCAUGUAUUAGUUAGAAAUCAUUAUAAUAUGUUAAUCUUAUAUGUGGAUGCUCGUACAUUGAAAAAGUAAAUGUUAGCUAAGGAAAUUAAAGGCGAAAAAUCCAAGAUGAAAUUUAGACAUAAACAUGAAAACCUUAAACCAAGUUGAAGAAGAUUUACUUCGUAAGAAU
Lactuca saligna is the source of this 889-nucleotide messenger RNA. Lineage: Eukaryota; Viridiplantae; Streptophyta; Magnoliopsida; Asterales; Asteraceae. The record is from the annotation of a GenBank genome assembly.